This is a messenger RNA of Dunckerocampus dactyliophorus (ringed pipefish), 2487 nucleotides long. It is a transcript of the gene wnt1, whose product is annotated as wingless-type MMTV integration site family, member 1. Gene Ontology annotation, biological process: cell fate commitment; multicellular organism development; canonical Wnt signaling pathway. The coding region runs from base 280 to 1392 and encodes 370 amino acids. Gene Ontology annotation, cellular component: extracellular region. The transcript is spliced from 6 exons. Lineage: Eukaryota; Metazoa; Chordata; Actinopteri; Syngnathiformes; Syngnathidae. Gene Ontology annotation, molecular function: cytokine activity; frizzled binding. The record is from RefSeq and is a predicted model, not a curated record.
CGUUACACAGCACCCUGUAGGGAGACGAGCAGAAGUUGUGCUAUUAGACCACCGUCAACUCACUGCACUCAAUAAGAGAAGAAUGUGUUGCCUAUCUGGUGUCACCACGGAGGGGAUCAAGUCUGCGGGACUGUCCCACGCGUUCCACGCACCGUGCAGAGCAUCACUCAAAGGGACACUGUGAGGACUGCAGCAUCCUCACAUGCGUGGACUCUUCACCUCAUCCUGCAAACAUCCAUUCAAGUCAAGUUAGGGGACUACAAGGUGACCGAGGGCGACAUGAGGAGUUUGGCGCUUCUGCUCGGAGUGAAAGCCGCAUGCAUCCUACUGGUGUCGUCGCUGUCUGGCACAGGGGCGGUCAACAACAGCGGCCGGUGGUGGGGCAUUGUCAACGUGGCCUCCUCAUCCAACCUUCUCACCAAUUCCAAGAAUGUGCAGUUGGUCCUGGAUCCGAGCCUGGCCCUGCUGAGUCGCCGCCAGCGUCGGCUGAUUCGGCAGAAUCCUGGCAUCUUGCACGCCAUCACUGCUGGACUGCACACAGCCAUAAAGGAGUGCAAGUGGCAGUUCCGCAACCGCCGCUGGAACUGCCCAACCACCCACAGCCCAGCAAUAUUUGGCAAAAUUGUCAACCGUGGUUGCAGAGAGACAGCCUUUGUAUUUGCCAUCACCAGUGCAGGCGUGACCCAUGCUGUGGCUCGCUCCUGUUCAGAAGGUGCCAUUGAAUCAUGCACGUGCGAUUACCGCCGCAGAGGUUCAGGGGGACCGGACUGGCACUGGGGAGGCUGCAGUGAUAAUGUGGACUUUGGCAGGAUGUUCAGCCGUGAGUUUGUGGACUCCAGCGAGAGAGGACGAGAUCUGCGCUACCUCACUAAUGUGCACAACAACGAGGCGGGCAGAAUGACGGUGUCCUCAGAGAUGCGGCAGGAGUGCAAGUGUCACGGCAUGUCAGGCUCCUGCACCGUACGCACUUGCUGGAUGCGCCUACCAAGCUUCCGCACCGUUGGAGACUUCCUCAAGGACCGCUUCGACGGUGCAUCCCGAGUCGUUUACGCCAACAAGGGCAGCAACCGUGCCUCACACAGAGCAGAUCCUCGCCACCUGGAACCUGAAAACCCGGCUCAUAAACCCCCUUCCGCCAUGGACCUGGUCUACUUUGAAAAAUCACCAAACUUCUGCUCCUAUAAUGGCAAAACUGGCACUUUGGGUACUUUGGGUAGAGCAUGCAACAGCUCUUCGCCAGGCCUGGAUGGAUGUGAACUACUCUGCUGCGGACGCGGGUUUAAGACCAGGGCCGAGAGCAUCACGGAGCGGUGCAACUGCACAUUCCACUGGUGCUGUCACGUUAGCUGCCUGAACUGCACCAGUACACGAACGUUACAUCAGUGUCUAUGAUUAUGUCGGUGAAUACUUGAGGUGGGGAUUAUUUAGACAUAUGAGAAUCAGAACGUCUUAAAAAUGAAAUAGCUGGCAAAGGAAAUCACAAAUAUACAGGUGGUUGCUAUCAAAUAGAAGCUGGAAAAGCUUUGAGGCAGGUACACUGACAGGGAAUCACCCAAAAAGUCAAUCAAUGAAAAAAAUGCACAAAUAUACAAACAGGGUAUAGAAGGAGUGUACAUGCUAGCUCCUUAUCUUUAAUGCUCAAAGGUAUGCCUCAGGAUGUGGAAGAGGUGUAGCCAGGUAGACAUCAUCUCUAUAUUACUGGACAUGGUGUUUCACAUGAGAAGGGUUACACAAUUUGUUAUUUCUUCUACAAAAGUUUGAUUUAUUUCAAUGAAAUCUCUUAACAUGGAGUGUGGUUGCUGGUGGUCCCCACCACUUUGUCCCUUCUUCUUCAGAUUUCAUAUGUAGCUGAACCUACACCUCAACCACAAUCUGCUCCUUUGACUUACUGCAACACAGUCCAGAUGCUAAAUGACAGAGACUGCUACCACCAAGGAAAACAGAAACUGACCAACUCUUGUGGAUUUGAAUGUAUUAUCGUUACACUGACUAUCUCUGCAUAAUCUCAGCAUGUUUAAUACAAGGGCUAACCCUGAGGUAUGCAAUGAAAAUGAUACAUACCUGAUUAAAACUACAAGACUCGUCAGAAGUAAUGACUUUAUUUUGAAGAAUAAAGCAGAAAUCACACUGCAUCCGCUAAGAGAACCAAAAUGCUGUAAAUAUCAAAAUACUAUAUGAAUAUAUUUAUAAUGAUGUCAUUGCUUGGUUGACUGAAUAGUAUGCAUCCCAUCAGAGACAAUUUAAUUACUUUCAAGUCAAUAUUUUCAUUUUGAUUUUCUUUGUUCAUGUUUUUAUUAUCUAUUUUUUAAAGUACUUUAGCUGACAUAAAACUCUUAAAAGGAAAGGGCGAGCACCACUUGUGUUUUUGUCAUGCACUGAAUACACACCUUUUCAUCAGUGUAAAUAUAAAAAUAUUUAUUUGUAAGGAUUGUUAUACUGCUAUAGCAAGAUGUACGAGGUGAUGCUCUUUAGGGGAUAAAAAUGACG